GCAUUUCAUUUUAUUUUGUUCCCUGAUUUGGCAUAACUGAACAUUAGACAAACGAACGAAUUCUUAGCGUACGAUCGGCUCAUGCCUGUGUGCUUGACAAGGACAGCAAUAUAAUGAAUGAUCGCUAAUGUAUAUCAGUGCAUUUGACAGGGACCACAAUAGUAAAUUAUUGCGAAUAACCAAGUGAACUAAACGUGUGUAGCAACAACAACAAUUUAUUCGCUCAAACUGCAAGAAAGCUCAACUCAAAAUGUCUGCAAUUAGCAGCCGCAAUCAAAAAAUGGAACAACAGCGCCAGCUGAUGGACGCCUACAUACGUCAGAAGCGCGCCUCGCCUGGGAUGGUGCAGGCCAGCGAUCUGCAGAUGAGCCGGCCGAUGUCUGGGAUGCGCAGCAAUAGCCGUGAGCUGCACGGGUACGAUGGGCCGAUGCAGUUCAUUGGCUCGCCACACAAUCCAGAUCAGAUAUUGAGCAACAACAGCACAACAGGUGUUCAUCUAACCAGCAGCCUCAACUCGAGUCGCAACAACUCGAACAACUUGCGCAGCCUUAGCACGAUCAAUCAAGAAGACUUAAUCGAGGAGAUCUCGUCGCAUGAGCUGGAGGACGAUGAGAGCAGUCCGGUGACGGUAGUGGAGCAACCGAUUCAGCCACAGAGCGCCAACUCGAUGCAGUCCCAGCGCCUGCGCAGUGGCCAGCAAUCGUUCAACGAGCCGCUGGACGAAGACGACUAUGCCAAUCGCAACAUAUCGGGCGUGGCCGCAGUGCGUCCCGCCAACAUUGCCUCGCCCUACAAGGACAGCGCCGCCGUCGAGGGCAGCAACGGCACCGCCAACGGCAGCGGCAGCAUCGGCGGCAACGGCGAAUCGGAGGGCGAUGUCAUUGGGAACAUCGAUCAGUUCGUCAUGCAGCCGGCGCCACAGGGUGUGCUCUACAAGUGCCGCAUUACGCGCGAUCGCAAGGGCAUGGAUCGCGGCCUGUUUCCCAUUUACUAUCUGCAUUUGGAGCGCGACUAUGGCAAGAAGAUCUUUCUGCUGGGUGGUCGCAAGAGAAAGAAGAGCAAAACAUCCAACUAUAUCGUGAGCUGCGAUCCCACCGAUCUGUCCCGCAAUGCGGAUGGUUUCUGCGGCAAGCUGCGCUCCAAUGUGUUCGGCACAUCCUUCACGGUGUUCGACAGCGGCAACAAGGAGAGCACUGAGAAUCCGCGCCUCGAUCUGGCCGUCAUUAUAUAUGACACCAACAUUCUGGGCUUCAAGGGACCGCGCAACAUGACUGUGAUACUGCCGGGCAUGACUGAGGACGAUCAGCGUGUCAAGAUCAGCUCAGCGGAUCCCAAGCAGCAGGGCAUACUCGACUUGUGGAAGAUGAAGAACAUGGAUAACAUUGUGGAGCUGCACAAUAAGACGCCAGUGUGGAACGAUGAGACCCAAUCGUAUGUGCUCAAUUUUCACGGUCGUGUCACGCAAGCCUCGGUCAAGAACUUUCAGUUGGUGCACGACUCGGAUCCCGAGUAUAUAGUCAUGCAGUUCGGACGCACAUCCGAGGACGUGUUCACCAUGGACUAUCGCUAUCCCCUGUGCGCCAUGCAAGCCUUUGCCAUAGCUCUGAGCAGCUUCGAUGGCAAAAUCGCCUGCGAGUGAAUCAGAUUGUAAAUGGAAGUCAACUUGGCAUUGAUUGAGAACGCAGUUACGCAUGCCUUAUUAUGCUCGACUAAGCAUACCCUAACUCUAAUUGAAUGCGGUCGUCGUAGAAUGUAAGAAAUAUCAAGAGAGAAGAUCAGAGCAAAGGAGAAACUUGUAUCAGACAUAGGCUAUAUAUAAAACAAACGUUAUUCAGCUGUAAUAAUACAGUGAGUUAUAUAUUAUUUUUCACAA
Messenger RNA from Drosophila arizonae, 1873 nucleotides. RefSeq names its product Tub domain-containing protein ktub (gene ktub). The record is from RefSeq and is a predicted model, not a curated record. Gene Ontology annotation, biological process: protein localization to cilium. NCBI's taxonomy places the organism in Eukaryota, Metazoa, Arthropoda, Insecta, Diptera, Drosophilidae. Gene Ontology annotation, cellular component: cilium.